AUCAACCACUGUCUGGUCACACUAAGUGACCGGCGUUCUUGUUUUCAUUUUGUGUUUUCCUUUUCUUAAUUUUUUUUAUAGAAUGUGACUUCCAUGGGCCUGCUGUACGCUCUGGUAAAAGCAGCGGAGCUGGUGGAUCAGGUCCUGCUGCGUCCGCUGGCUAGCGUGAUUGAUGCAGUGGUCACCGGCGUGUAUUACUUCCUGUGGGGCAGCUACCUUGUCGGCUACUGUUUGGUGGAGGGCAGCAGGAAAGGUUGGAAUCUAUUACGAUGCACGGUCAGCGAUAUCCACCAGGGCAUUUGCAGCCUGGGCCUCAUCACGCUAGAUGUGACGGACUACUUCUACGCCGGCACCAAAGGCGGGCUGAAGAAUGCUUGGGAUUUUGGUCAAUGCAUAGCCCGGUUCAUAUGCAACUUGCUCAUCGAACUGGGCGAUGUCAUCUUGUGGAUGUUAAUGCUGCUGCCGAGGGCCAUACUAUUUCUCUGGGACUGCCUCCUCGACUUUGUGGUACACUCCAUUGUGGCCCGUGGCUUAAGCUUGCUGAACAGUGCGUUCCGACUCUCGAUAGGAUUGGCCCUGCUCCUCAUUCUGUAUAUGUUUCGGCGCUAUGUGUACCUCUUACUCAUCUACCUGUUGCAACGUGCCCGACUUGAGAUCUCAACAAAGACACAAAGCGUUUACCUGUGGACCGAUCGCCAUAUACAACGCUUCAGGCAGAAUGUGUGGAAUGAUUCAGAGAACGCAGGAUCUGCGAGUCGAGAAAGCUGUGUCGUGUGCAUGACUCAGAGCAGGAACGUGGUAGUCAUGCCUUGCCGGCACCUCUGCCUCUGCAAAGAGUGCUCACAGCAGCUGCUGCUCCUAUUGGACGACCGCUGUCCUGUCUGCCGACGCAACAUAACAUCAUUUUUGCCAGUUUACGUUUGAUACAAUUCUCAUCACACUUAACUUGUAUAUAUGACUGUCAAUCAGAAUCUAGCUUUUAAGUAAUUA
Messenger RNA from Drosophila santomea, 990 nucleotides. RefSeq lists its product as uncharacterized. Gene Ontology annotation, molecular function: ubiquitin protein ligase activity. The record is from RefSeq and is a predicted model, not a curated record. Lineage: Eukaryota; Metazoa; Arthropoda; Insecta; Diptera; Drosophilidae. The transcript has a single exon. Bases 94 to 924 code for a protein of 276 amino acids. Gene Ontology annotation, biological process: protein ubiquitination; ubiquitin-dependent protein catabolic process.